This is a messenger RNA of Papaver somniferum (opium poppy), 1701 nucleotides long. RefSeq lists its product as uncharacterized. Gene Ontology annotation, molecular function: protein binding. The transcript is spliced from 3 exons. The record is from RefSeq and is a predicted model, not a curated record. Bases 262 to 1638 code for a protein of 458 amino acids. NCBI's taxonomy places the organism in Eukaryota, Viridiplantae, Streptophyta, Magnoliopsida, Ranunculales, Papaveraceae.
UUAAGGGUUUUAGUUUCCACUUUCCAGUACCAUUCUUGAUAGGGAGGAGGAGUUUGGUUAUGUUCGAAGUUUAGGUUGUCUUGUUAUUAGAAUUGUCCCACAAAUCUGAAAUUCUGCGUGAGAAAAGUGCGUUUAUCGUCUCCUACAGGAUUUCUCCUCUUCAAUGGCGAAAGUAGUUUGGAGGAUUGAAAAUUUCUCAAAGCUGAAAAACCAACAACAACUUUACUCUGAUACUUUCUCCUUCAAUGGUCUAAGUGGCGAAUGGUGAUUAAUCCGAAAGAUAACCCAAGAUCUCAGACUCACUUGACAGUUUACCUUUGCCUUUGCCUAGUCAAUCGUACUGAAUCUGUUGUUGAGGAUUAUACUCUGGCUAUUAUUGAUCAAAAGGAUGGCUCAAGAACAGUGAAAAGAGAAAAUUUAAGAUAUGAAUUCAACAACAGGGACUUCUGCUGCGGGACGUUCUUGGGUCUUGGUGAAUUUCACAAUCCAGAUAAUGGGUAUUUCUUGAAUGAUACUUGUAUUAUUGAACUUGAGAUAACUAAACCGAAAUCAAUAAUAGAGGAUUACCUUGAUAACCUUAGUCCGGUGGAUUCUAUGUUCUUUUUCGCUCUUAGUUGUUUUCUGGUCUCUUAUGUUGCCUGUGCUGCUUCAGUACUCAUUGGGUCUUAUAAGCUCCCUAUCUAUAUAGACACGAUAUGGAUUGCUAGUUUUGCUGCUACACUUGUUUCUGGUAUUAUUAAGUUUCUUCCUAACGACUUCGUUACUAAAGACCAAACUGUUCCAAGUAACAUAGGAGAGAAAACGAAUUUGGCACCUUUUCCUGCCAAAGGCAUCGAGCUUGUGUCGAAUAUAGAUCAAGUCAAGGUUGCAAAGGCAGCACUAGAGAAGAAACAUGGAACAGAAUGCGAAAAUCAUAAACUCCAAGGGAAGGAGCAAGACAAGGUUUCUGAGACGGAGCCUGGGAGUAACCUAGUAGCCUCCCCAGAAGUUGGAUUGGUGAACCAUCUAGGUGCUGGCCAAAUCUUUGAAGGUGGGAAACACAACAAGUACAACCAGGCUAAACUAGUGUCAGAUGGAGAUGUGUUUGAAGAAAUUUGGGGUUUUCUUGUUCAAAGAACAUUUGCAACUUUAGAAAUGUCCUAUAUAAUCCAAAUUGCGGCAGUCGACCAUAUAAUGCAUUCCCUUUUGGAGAUGAGCAGCUGUCGAUUCGUUGAGGUAACGUCUGAAAUGAUAGUUUUGUGGGAAGGUGAUAUAAAGACGGCUGAUAAUCUUCGAUUUAACAUUGAGUGGCUUCGGAAACACUUUGACACUGUAAAACAGGGUUUUGAUGAUCUUCGAUUUAACAUUGAGUGGCUUCGGAAACACUUUGACACUGUAAAACAGGGUUUUGAUGAGAUGCAGAAACUAAAGACCACACUGCAGGAGGAAGUUCAGCCUAUUAAAUAUGCCAAGGCACAGGUAACCGUAGCAGAAGAUGAGUUGAAGAAUGUGCAGGCACAAUUAACUAUCUCCAAGGAUGAGUUAAAAGAGAAGAUAUCUGCCUUAGCUGGUAGAGUUAGUCCCAUGACAAUCUCAGAGUCGGAGUUCGAAAUGUACUUGGAGAAAGGUGAUACUCUGCUGUUUGAUGGAGUGUUUUAGACUUUGGAGUCUUUGAACUUUUAGAGCAUCUUAGGUCUUUUAAAAUUUUCCUUGAAACAUCUU